AUGAUCAAGACAGUAAUUUUGCUGGUUUGCGCUGCCCUUCUUUUGGCAUUCGCGGGAGCCAAUCCUGACCCUGAACCCGGUUUUCGGGGACACGGAGGUUUCGGGCACGGUGGGUUCGGACAUGGAGGAUUCGGACACGGCGGAUUCGGAGGCUUCGGACAUGGCGGAUUUGGACGUGGAUUCGGACACGGAGGAUUCGGAGGUUUCGGACAUGGUGGGUAUGGUCGCUGA
Molecule: messenger RNA, 231 nt
Organism: Penaeus monodon (black tiger shrimp)
Lineage: Eukaryota; Metazoa; Arthropoda; Malacostraca; Decapoda; Penaeidae
Product: keratin-associated protein 19-2-like
Exons: 2
Coding region: 1-231 (76 amino acids)
Source: RefSeq, a predicted model, not a curated record